Closterium sp. Yama58-4 is the source of this 1833-nucleotide messenger RNA. Lineage: Eukaryota; Viridiplantae; Streptophyta; Zygnematophyceae; Desmidiales; Closteriaceae. The record is from the annotation of a GenBank genome assembly.
AUGGCGUCCAUAACAUCAGCGCGGCUCCUGAUAUCGCCAGCACCAGCCGCGAUAGCGUCUUCUCGCCUCAUCCCCACCGCGACCUGCGUAAAGCUAACACCUUUCCUCGCAUCCCCAGCCACUCAGCGGCUCUUCCGCUCCGCCGCGCGGCAGCACCUCUCCGCCAGGCACGGCGCCAGACGCGGCGGUGCUCUCACCGCGCGAUGCGAUCUCACCGGCGGCGCGGGCCUGGGCCCCGAAGAGCUCGAAGCAUUUGUAACUGCCGUUAAGUCCGUGAGCGACGCGGCUCCACAUGACGUCAACUCGUUGAUGACCCUGGCUGUGGGACUCGGGUUACCAUGUAACGUCAUGGAGUGCGGCGACGCGAUCUACCUCUCCACUCUCGCGCACGAACACCACUUGACGGCGGCCGGCGCGGCGAUUCUGCUUCAAGUCGGCGCGUAUCUCUGGGCCACGCCGGGUGUCGCCGCGGGUUACUGGGACAUGUUCGUUCUCGCAAAGAUCGACCGCUUCUUUCGCAAAACGUACAAGCGAUCGGACCUCGUUCUCGGGAAAAAGAUCGGCGAGGGUGGGUUCGGAUCGGUGUACGUCGGUACGCUCGCGAAGGAUCCGGAUUUCAAGGUGAUCGUGAAGCGCGCCACGGAGUUUGGUGACGUGGAGCUCUGGAUGAACGAGCGCGUGCGGCGCGCGUGCCCGGACGUGUGCGCGGAGUUUCUGGGCGGAUUCAUGGUGAAGGGGAGCAAGGGGAAGACGGGCGCGGGGAAAUUCUUGGCUCCCGCGGCUACCGGCACGUCUGACGAGGUGUGGCUGGUGUGGCGGUACGAAGGCGACUCGACGUUCGCUGAUAUCCUCACGGACCGCGACUUCCCGUAUAACAUCGAAAAGUCACUGCUCGGCAAGCAGGCGCCGCCGGCGGACGAGCCACGUGGCCCGGAGAGGGAGCUCCACGUGGCACGCGAGGUCAUGCGCCGCCUGCUGACAUCCCUGGAGAAGCUUCACAGCCAGGGCAUCGUGCAUCGCGACGUGAAGCCCGAGAACAUGAUCUACUGCGAGGACAAGGGCGCGCUUAAAAUCAUCGACCUGGGUGCGGCCGCUGAUCUGCGCGUGGGGAUUAACUACGACCCCGACCAGUACCUGCUCGACCCGCGCCUGCUCGUCGCUCUUGGCACCCUCCUGACUGGUAACUUACCGGCACCUCCCUGCUCGUCUCUCUUAUCCCAACCGCCUCCCUCUCCUCCCCCGUCCAGCUACGCGGCACCAGAGGAGUACAUUAUGAGCACGCAAACGCCCAGCGCGCCGCCUGCCCCUGUUGCUGCCGCCCUUGCACCCAUCCUUUGGCAGAUGAACCACCCCGAUCGAUUUGACAUGUACAGCGCGGGUCUUGUGUUCCUCCAAAUGAUCUUCCCCUCGCUCCGCUCCGACACGGGUCUUGCCGCCUUCGCGCGCCAAUUCAAGAAACUCGACUACAACCUCACAGCGUGGCGUGAAAAGUUUGAAUUCCGAGCCACGGCGGACGAUAUGCGGCGACUUGAGCUGCUAGAUGCAGAUGGCGGCCAUGGCUGGGGGUUGCUAGAGGCGAUGCUAAGGAAGGAAGGAAAGAGGAGGAUCAAUGCCAAGGCGGCGCUUGCGCAUCCGUUUUUCCACACAAGGGAGGCGAGAUUGCUGAAGGAGAUUCGGAACGGGCUGUUUGUGCCCGGGCCUGCGCAUUUCGAGGGGGACGAGCCGCAGGCUUGGGUGACGGACCUGAUGGCUAGGUCCGGCACGCAGGAGGCAGGGGGGUUCACGGAAGUUUCGCUUCAGAUGUUCAAGGUGAGGACAGGGGGGUUGUUGUAA